Molecule: messenger RNA, 3382 nt
Organism: Diceros bicornis minor
Lineage: Eukaryota; Metazoa; Chordata; Mammalia; Perissodactyla; Rhinocerotidae
Gene: C1QTNF3
Product: C1q and TNF related 3
Exons: 6
Coding region: 500-1459 (319 amino acids)
Molecular function (GO): protein binding
Source: RefSeq, a predicted model, not a curated record
CUUGAUUGCCCUGAAAGGGUUCCCGCUCUCAUUUCAGAUGGAUUUGCUGCAGUUAAGCCCAAAUUUCCUGGCAAGCCCGAGAGGAGGUUUUUCCAAAGGGCGUCUCAGACCGUGAAGGCACAGCCUUUCCAUGUCUAAUCGCGAAAGCAAACCGCUGGACACAUGCUCCCUGUUUCCAGCUGGUUGUGUGUAUGUUUCCUUCACACUUGAACAAAAACGUGCCAAGGUGUGACAUUUUUGAAUCCCACCAACUGGGAGCUGUGCACACAAAUCCGUUUUGCCUGUGGUGUGGGAAAGUGAUGAAUGGGGGCUGUUCUGCCUGGGGAGGAGGACUGCGUUCCCUCUGGCAUGUCUGCAGCCUUCUUUAUUACACACCGAGGUAUAAAACCGCCUGGCCGGCUGCAGCUCUCAUCUCUAGCCCUGGCACUUGCAUGAGGAGACGACGUGCCUGGAGCCCCGGCCGAAUUCUCCAGGAAGCUCUGUGACUCUGUUGAGAAUCAUGCUCGGGAGGCAGUUCGUCUGUUGGCACCUGCUGGCUUUGUUUUUCCUCCCAUUUUGCCUGUGUCAAGAUGAAUACAUGGAGGUGAGCGGAAGAGCUAAUAAAGUGGUGGCGAGAAUAGUGCAAAGCCACCAGCAGACUGGCCGUAGCGGCUCCAGGAGGGAGAAAGUGAGAGAGCGGAGCCAUCCUAAAACUGGGACUGUGGAUAAUAACACUUCUACAGACCUAAAAUCCCUGAGACCAGAUGAGCUACCGCACCCCGAGGUAGAUGACAUAGCCCAGAUCACCCCAUUCUGGGGCCAGUCUCCACCAACCGGAGGACUGCCCCCAGACUGCAGCAAGUGUUGCCAUGGAGACUACAGCUUCCGAGGCUAUCAAGGUCCCCCUGGGCCUCCAGGCCCUCCUGGCAUUCCAGGAAACCAUGGAAACAAUGGCAAUAAUGGAGCCACUGGCCAUGAAGGGGCCAAAGGUGAGAAAGGAGACAAAGGUGACCUGGGGCCUCGAGGGGAGCGGGGGCAGCAUGGCCCCAAAGGAGAGAAGGGCUACCCGGGGAUUCCACCAGAACUGCAGAUUGCAUUCAUGGCUUCCCUGGCAACUCACUUCAGCAAUCAGAACAGUGGGAUUAUCUUCAGCAGUGUUGAGACCAACAUUGGAAACUUCUUUGAUGUCAUGACUGGUAGAUUUGGGGCCCCAGUAUCAGGUGUGUAUUUCUUCACCUUUAGCAUGAUGAAGCAUGAGGAUGUUGAGGAAGUGUAUGUGUAUCUCAUGCACAACGGCAAUACAGUCUUCAGCAUGUACAGCUAUGAAACAAAGGGGAAAUCCGAUACAUCCAGUAACCAUGCAGUGCUGAAGCUGGCCAAAGGAGAUGAAGUUUGGCUGAGAAUGGGCAAUGGUGCUCUUCAUGGGGACCACCAGCGCUUCUCCACCUUUGCAGGCUUCCUGCUCUUUGAAACUAAGUAAAUAUAUGAAUAGACCAGCUCCACUUUAGGGAAGACUUGUAGCUGAGCUGGUAUUGUUAUGAUCUGAGGGACAUUAGAGUUAAGGGCUCUACAUGCUAUAUUUAAAACAUUUUUUUAAAUUUUAUUGUUAAUUGCUAACCAUGCUACAGGUGCACCAAUAAUGCUGCAUGACUCAGGGGCUCAGAAGAAUAAACCACAAAACAGUCUUCCCAAGUGACCUUGACUGAUAUACUCAGCACCCUCAUCACUCUUCUCUAGGUGCCUAAAAGAGAAUUCUUCUCUUGAUAUAGGUUGGAAAUAAUUAUUCCCAUCAGAGAAGUCAUUUGCAAAGAGUUUUGGCUGCUCUAUCUUUAAUUUAAUACCAUCUUUCAGGAACCCCUGAGGUUUUGGGUUCACGAUUCUUUAUAACGUUUGAGAGAAUAGGGUGCAGUGAUUAUGUUGGAGCCAGGGCAAGAACAAGGGUACUUGCCAGGACCUAGGUACCAAAAAUAUUUAAACAUAGUAAAGCCUAGACUGGGAAGUAACGCUUUGAUCCAGUGGGUCAAUAUUCAUGAAGUGUACAUAUAUAUAUAUAUAUAUAUAUAUUUUUUUUUUUUUUUUUUUAGUAAUUCCAGAUAGCUUUUAGAUAGCCAAAGUAUUUACAAUGCCCACAAAAAAUUGAUUCAUCCUUUUUUAUACAGUUACUGCUGUAAUUAAAUCUUGACUUCUCAUGGCUUGUAACUUUUGAAAUAGAAUUUUCUCAUGAUCUGGAAUUGGGUUUAUCUUAUCUGGCUUUAUCAGAUUGACUCUUUUCCAUUGUGUUUCUUAGAUUGUAAUAGACCUUUAUUGACUCUGGCUUACAGAACCAGCUGAGCUGAGCUUAGAUACAUCUAGUACAGAUAUAAUCACUUUUUCUCUCAAUUUAGAAAUUACCCUAAUAAACUUUACACACACUGACAUGUCUUGUUGAAGGAGUUGUAAACUCAGUUAUAUACAGUCAAACUAAUGGAUACAAAAUAUAAGAGUAUUCCACUUAAGAUACAUACAAGAAAAUUUCAACCAGUUUUUAAAUAAAAAAUUAUAAAAAUUCUUUUGUUAUCAUAUUUAAUCAAUAUCCACAAAGCAGCUAUGCCACUUGACUUUUCCUUAUCCCUCCUCAAAAAUCUAUUCUCAAAAGAUUAAAUCUCCUGCCAAAACGAUAUUCAUGAGAAUGUCCCAUAAGUUCUGAAGAUAAUACCCAGAACUGGUCUAUUUUAAGCAAAGAAAGCGUCAUUGGAAUACAUGUUUACCCUGAUGUUGAAUCAUAUUUGAAAUGCACUAGAGAGAUACCUAUCUGACAGAUAUCAUAUAAUGAAUUCCCUUAGAAGUAAUGAGCCCUUAAUUUAUUUUCUGUUAUAAUUUGAAUUCCCACUAAGGCUUUUAAACUAUGGAUUUACUUGUAUUGAUGACUUCCUAUACCUAGAAGCGGAGAGAAUUAAUUAGGGCUGCCCCUAUCUUAGUGUGUUCCAUGCUCAGGUCAGCCUUUGACCCUUUUCUUUUGAUCUACAAAUGUUUUUAAACUCUUCCUGAAUCCACAUGCAAUGGCUAUUUUAAAGUGAAUGGAUAUUAGUUAUAACGUGCUUGACUGGCAAUGUUUUUGUGACUUUGUGUAUGUCCCCCACCUCCUCUCCAGGACUGUGGGGUCAUGGGGUUGAGGUUUACUAUUACCAAAUGUCAUAAAUAUUUCGUAGAAGUGCAUUGCCAAUAGAUAUUUGAAUGUUGCAUGUUGCUCAAAGGGAUUUCAUAUCUAAAGAACAUACACUACUAAUAAAGUGUCUGCGAGGAAAAUAUUGGCUGGGUUUUAGAUAAAACUAAGGCAAGAAAAAUGUAACAAGCAUUAUAUGGAAAUAAAGACACCUUUGUUAAAUGUACUGUUUUAUAAUGUUUUUAAUAAAGUUUAAUAGUC